AUGGACGCGGGCCGGAAACGAGCCAUAUUGCUGAGCUCGGUGGGCAGCAAGACGUACAGUCUGAUGAGGAACUUAUUGAGUCCUGAUAAACCGGGGGAUAAAUCGUUCACGGAGUUGACGAGCUUGCUUCAGUCACAUUAUAACCCGAAGCCGAGUGAGAUAGUCCAAAGGUUCAAGUUAAAUUCAAGGACUAGAAUGGCCAAUGAAACGGUAACGGAGUAUGUCACAGUGCUGAGGGAGCUGGCGCAACACUGUAAUUAUGGUGACAGACUGACAGAAAUGCUACGUGAUAGGCUCGUAUGUGGCAUUGCAGAUGACCGCAUACAACGCAGAUUGUUAGCGGAGCCUGAGUUGUCGUUUGAAAAGGCCUUGAAGCUGGCACAGGCCAUCGAGACAGCGAAUAAAGACAUUCGUGAUUUACAACCAAGAACAAUCGAGGGGGUUGGGAGCAGGAGUGCUACCCCACUGCCAGUGCAUAAAGUGGUAAUGGAGCAUAAACCACAAGGGAAGUCUGGUCAGUAUGCCUGUUACAGGUGUGGCGGUGAACAUCUGUCACGGAACUGUCGUUUCUUAAAUGAAAAAUGUCAUGCUUGCGGAAAAAAGGGCCAUGUGAAGAAAAUGUGCAGGUCAAUGCCCUCUAGGGACCAGCAGAGAAAGGGGGAGGAAAAAAGCAGCAUAACGGACAGAAAGGGAAACCGGAAAAUAAAACAGCAGUAUGCACACCACAUGCGUGAAGGUACAGAUCAAGAAACCAGGGAAGAAGAGGAAGUGUUUACUAUGUUUAACAUGAAAGAGGCAAGGAUGGAAAGAGUCGAUCCCAUUACAACCCAGUUGGACUUAAAUGGUUCAGUGACUUUGAAAACAUAUACAGGUGAAACAGUUCCCACACUAGGGAUGGCAAAAGUAACUGUAACACAUAAAGACAAAGUCAAACAGUUGCCAGUCAUGGUGGUGGCAGGUAAUGGACCAAACCUGUUAGGCCGGGCGUGGCUAAAGGAGCUGGAAAUGGGCUGUCUACAGCUCCAUAAAGUAGAACAGCAUGUGCUGACCUUGCAAGAUGUGCUGGAGAACAACGAAGAAAUGUUCAAAGAGGAACUGGGUACCUGGAGGGGUCCACCAGCAAAGAUACACGUCAAAGAAAACGCAACGCCAAGAUUUUACAAACCAAGACCCGUACCAUACGCAAUGAAGAAGAAAGUGGAGACUGAGUUGGAGCGACUCACCAAGCAAGGUAUAAUUGAACCAGUAAAGUUUGAAUGGGCGGCACCCAUUGUUCCAGUAUUAAAGCCAGAUGAUACUGUACGCAUAUGUGGUGACUACAAGCUAACGGUGAACCAAGUUUCGAAGCUGGAGCAGUAUCCAAUACCAACGGUGGAGGAUGUAUUUGAAAAGCUGUCGGGAGGUGAAAAGUUUAGCAAACUGGACCUCAGUCAUGCAUAUCAACAAGUCGUUCUGGAGGAAGGGUCUAAGUCAUAUGUCACCCUUAACACACACAAAGGUUUGUUCCAAGUAAAUCGUUUACCCUUUGGUGUUUCCUCUAGUCCAGCUAUUUUCCAGAGAAUAAUGGAGGGACUGGUGGCAGGAAUUCCGAAGGUGGCUGUUUAUUUGGACGACAUCCUGUUGACGGGUAGGAACAACCGCGAGCAUCUGGAGACUCUGAACGAGGUGCUGAGGCGACUGCGAGAGGCUGGUCUGCGGGUGAAGCGGAGUAAAUGUGCUUUCAUGGAAAAGGAAUCAGAGUUCCUGGGUUACAAGGUGGAUGCAUCGGGCCUACACCCCCUGCCAAACAAGGUAAAAGCCAUCCAACAGGCACCUGCACCCACAAAUGUUACAGAGCUGAAGGCCUACUUAGGCUUACUCAACUAUUAUAACAGGUUCCUACCAAAUCUGUCAACGCUGUUAGCUCCUUUACAUAAACUAUUAAGGAAGGAGACCCUGUGGACGUGGCAGGAGGAACAGGACAGAGCGUUUGAGCAGUCCAAGGAACUAAUGCAGUCCUCAGAGGUUUUGGUGCACUACGAUAGUCACAAGGACUUAAUUCUGUCAUGUGAUGCCUCACCUUAUGGGUUAGGGGCCGUGUUGGCACACCGUAUGCCAGAUGGACAAGAAAGACCCAUCGGGUUCAUGUCACGAACCUUAACACCAGCGGAGUCAAACUAUUCCCAGCUAGACAAAGAGGGUUUGGCUGUAAUUUUUGGAAUUAAGCGGUUCCACAAAUACCUUUAUGGCAGGAAGUUUACUGUUUGCACCGAUCAUAAGCCCUUGUUGUCACUGUUCAGCGAGAUGAAAGCCGUGCCUCAGAUGGUUUCUGCCCGCAUUCAGAGAUGGGCUGUAACAUUGAGAGCUUAUGAAUAUGAGAUUGUUUAUAAGCCCGGGAAACACCAUAGCAAUGCGGACGUGCUGAGCCGUCUGCCGCUACCGGGGCAUCUCAAGGAAGAGGAAACGGAGGACCGAGUUUUGAUGAUGGAGGACAUCACGUUGGUGUCAGCGAGGGAACUGAGUGAAUGGACACGAAAAGACACGGUGCUGGCUCGAGUGUUUCAGUGGGUCCAGCAAGGCUGGACAACACAACAAACUGAUCCAGUUUUUCGGCCCUAUGAGGUGAGGAAAACAGAGCUGAGUGUGCAAGAUGGAUGCAUGUUGUGGGGGGCACGAGUGAUAAUUCCGCCCCCAGGAAGACGUGCACUUUUACAACAGCUGCACCAGGGUCAUGUGGGCAUCACCCGAAUGAAGGCCUUAGCACGAAGUUAUUUCUGGUGGCCCAAGUUGGACCACGACAUUGAAGUCGCUGUGAAAGAGUGUAACACCUGUCAACAACAUCGCAACUCACCUGUGGCGGCACCACUACACCCAUGGGAGUGGCCGAGUAGACCUUGGCAGAGACUUCAUAUAGACUAUGCAGGGCCUUUUAUGGGGGCAAUGUUUUUGAUAAUAAUGGAUGCUCAUUCUAAAUGGAUGGAUGCCUACCCAGUCAAAACAACUACUUCCACCACUACCAUUGAAUGCCUGAGGAAGAGUUUCAGUAGCCAAGGACUACCAGAGACUAUUGUAUCAGAUAAUGCUUCAUGUUUCAUGAGUGGAGAGUUCAAGGGUUUUCUGGAAAAAAAUGGCAUCGUACAUGUCACAUCAGCACCAUACCAUGCGGCUUCAAAUGGCUGUGCUGAAAGGGCUGUCCAGACCUUUAAAGCAAUGAUGACAAAGGCUGGAGAUGGAAGUAUGGCAGCAAAAGUGUCAAGGGUGUUAUUCAACUACCGCAUUACACCCCAGUCUACGACCGGAUUGUCACCUGCCGAGAUGUUGCAAGGACGGAGAUUAAGGUCAACAUUGGAUCUGGUGCAUCCAAACAUCCGAGCUAAGGUGGAGAGGACACAGUGGAGGCAAAAAGAACAUCAUGAUCGACGACGGAGAGAGAGAAGUUUCCUUGCGGGAGAUGCAAUGAUGACUCGAAACUUCAGCUAUGGACCUAAAUGGAUUCCAGGGUUCAUUGUCAAGAGCACAGGUCCACUGUCGUACCAGGUGAGGUUGAAUGGAAGUUUCUUGGUGAGGAGACAUGUGGACCAGAUUCUGCGGAGCGAACAGAAGAAGGACUUCAUGGAACUGCAAGCCCCGGAAAUACCAUUAGUUUCGGGAGAAGGGCUCGCAGAGGCAGGAGGAUCUCCAAUCCUGGGUCCCGAGGAAGACCGCCAGGACUCGGAAGGAGAGGUUCCCGAGGACCCAACCUUUCCAGGGAUGGACACACCUGUACCAGAGGUGAGAAAGUCCAGUGUAGUUCCUACAGAGCAAGGUCAAAUUAAGGAAAACACAAAACAAUUAGAGUACAUUAAAUUUCCAGUGCAGACAAGUAAAACAUGGGUUCUCUUUAGCCAACAUCUAAUGCUGAAAAACAGCAAUCAUGAUGUUACCAAGUCUGGAUAUUUUGUAAUAGCAGUGUUCCAAAUGAACUUGGAAAAUUGUGAAAUACAGCAGUAUACAAAGCUGUAG
Protopterus annectens (West African lungfish) is the source of this 3981-nucleotide messenger RNA. RefSeq lists its product as uncharacterized. Gene Ontology annotation, molecular function: nucleic acid binding; zinc ion binding. The record is from RefSeq and is a predicted model, not a curated record. Gene Ontology annotation, biological process: DNA integration. Lineage: Eukaryota; Metazoa; Chordata; Ceratodontiformes; Protopteridae.